CGAAUAUUCUAUAUUACCUACGAAUACACCAAAGUGGAUGAAUUGACAAGUCUUCACUGCGCAUGAUCAUCUACAAUUUCGAAUUUAUUCGCUAGUGGAUAUAAAAGCAAAUCCCUGGUGUGAACUAGUGCAGUCAACAUUAGCCAAAGAGAAAACAACCAAAGGAAAUUCAAGUUCUAGAGCAAAACGAGGGCAUAAAUAAUUGGGCUGAUAGUGAAAAAUCGAUCAGUAAGGAAUUAAAAUGCCCAUGGUGCCGCUGUUUUACCGUGACUUUUGGGACAACGGCUGGUGGAAUGGUCCAAUGAGGACAUCGCGACUGAUUGAUCAGCAAUUUGGACGAGGUAUUUUCAGCGAUGACCUAUUCCGUGACAUGUCAUGCUGUCCUCCGCAAGAGUUUCGAAGGAUGGGAUUCGGUAAAUCGUGGUUGUCCGAUCUCAAUCAGCAGUUUAGCAGAACCAUCAUCGGCGACAAGGAGAAAUUUCAGGUCAGUCUCGAUGUGCAGCAGUUCACUCCGAAAGAGAUAACAGUAACUACCGUGAACAACACUAUUGUGGUGGAAGCAAAGCAUGAAGAAAAACAGGACGAGCAUGGGUUCGUUUCGAGGCAUUUCGUGAGGCGUUACGUACUACCCGAUGAGCAUGAUCCCAAAGAUGUAUAUUCGAGCCUAUCUUCCGAUGGAGUGUUGACGAUAACUGCACCAAAGAAAACACUUCCACCUCCACCAGCGACAAACGAAAGAAUCGUGCCUAUUACAAAAACGGAAGAAACUUCCCCAUAAGCAUCUUAAUUACCAACUUAGGAUUUUAAAUAUGUGAUUUUAGUAUGUUAAGCUGCAUGAUUAUUGUUAUUUUUCAUGAUAAUGUCUUUUAAAAAUAAAUUGUGCUUCAUUAUAAAAAAAUUAAA
Messenger RNA from Armigeres subalbatus, 903 nucleotides. RefSeq names its product protein lethal(2)essential for life-like. The record is from RefSeq and is a predicted model, not a curated record. The transcript is spliced from 2 exons. Gene Ontology annotation, biological process: response to heat; protein refolding. Gene Ontology annotation, cellular component: cytoplasm; nucleus. NCBI's taxonomy places the organism in Eukaryota, Metazoa, Arthropoda, Insecta, Diptera, Culicidae. Bases 242 to 778 code for a protein of 178 amino acids.